UUAAAUUAAACUUGCACGAAUUUUAUCAACUUAUAUAGUUUUGUUAAUAAUAAGCAUCGCAUUCAUUUCAUAUUCUAGUCUGUCAAAAAGAAUAACACAAACUGUAAAUUUUAUAAUCUUGGAUUUUCGUGAAUUUCUCAAUAUUCAGAGGAUUUAUCAUUUCGAACUAUUCAGCGACAUGGGUAAUGUGAUAAUUGAAAUAUUACAAUUUUGUUCAUUCAUUUUUAUAUUUGGUUUGGUUAAUGGAGAAGAUAUCUGCAGUUAUUAUGAUGAUGAAGAUUGCAUUGAUCCUGCAGUGACCAGUAAUGUACCAUUUUACAAAAAUGAAUGGGCUGUCGAAUUAUCAGGAAUGUCCGAAGACGAAGCAAAAUCUUUUGUAGAAAAACUAGGCUUUCAUUAUAUAAAACGGUUAGGGAACGAAAAAAAUAAUUUAUUUGUUAUUACAUCAGACACUGUGCCAUCGGAACACAUCAUGCCCAACCAAAAAAUGAUUGACUUAUUACUGCAACACAAAAAAGUAGGGUCAGUAUCACAGAAACAGAUGACUUCACAUGUUGGUUCCAGUGGCUCUUUCGAAACUGCAGAAAACAUCUCAUUUCAGCGCUUAGAUCCUGACACAAUCAUAAUCGAUAAUGGAAAAGAAAAUUUGGAGAGAAUUUUAAGUACCAUGACUAAAGAAGAAAUAGCUACUAUUCCCUCCAGGCCUUCAUCGUCUAAAAAUCUCGAAGAUUCAACUAAAAUUGAUAAUAAUGAAGAAAUAUUGUCUUCGGACAGAAGCAAUGAAGUCGAAUCAAACAGUGUGGACACACAAGACUAGGUUGUUGCGUUCGAAAAAAAAAUCCCUCAUAAGUGUUUAAGCUAAGAUAUAAUUGCAUAGCUAACAAUAAAAAUAUAUGAUUAUAUUACAAUCUAAAAAUAUUAACGUCUAUUUAAUGACAAUUGUUUUUCUUAAAUAGUUUUUAGAUAUUUUUCUUAGCGAGGAAUUUUCCUGAAUAUAGUACUAUUGUCAUACAUUACUAAUUAAUAUUAUUAACUAUAUAAUAAAGAAAAUGUAGCAUUAUUAAUCAAAAAUAUUAAACUAUUGUUAAUAAAAGUUUGAUUGAUAAAAAACA
Molecule: messenger RNA, 1112 nt
Organism: Daktulosphaira vitifoliae (grape phylloxera)
Lineage: Eukaryota; Metazoa; Arthropoda; Insecta; Hemiptera; Phylloxeridae
Exons: 4
Coding region: 179-817 (212 amino acids)
Source: RefSeq, a predicted model, not a curated record